AUGUCUUGUAUUGAGUUUACUGUGAACGGACGAAAAUGUUCAGUAAACAAUCAAACAAGUCGCGAUACGACAUUGUUCGCGUUCCUCAGAUAUCACUUAGGCCUCCCUGGCACAAAGGCCAUGUGUCACCAAGGAGUCUGCGGAUCGUGUAUAGUUAACGUGUGUGCUAGAAGACAGACGACUGGUGUCAUUGAAACUUUUUCUGUAAAUUCUUGUCUAGUACUGGUGUUCUCUUGCCACGGAUGGGAUAUAACGACAGUCGAAGGAGUCGGAAGUCGAAGUGCUGGAUACAGCGAAAUACAAAAACGAAUAGCUUCCUUUAAUGGUACCCAGUGUGGAUACUGCACUCCUGGAUGGGUUAUGCAGUUAUAUAGUCUUCUACCAAAAAAGUUAACCAAGGCGGAAUUAGAAAAUUCUUUUGGCAGCAACACAUGUCGAUGCACGGGGUACAGGCCUAUAUUGGACACCAUAAAAUCCUUCGCUAUAGACGCUGAUCCACCAUACAUCAAUGAUAUCGAAGAAAUUUCCACUUGCCUUAAAAAUAAAACCAAAUUAUGUGAAAGACGUUGUUCUAUGAGUAGCGAUUGGAGUGUUGUCAGUAAUGGGAAAAGUCUGAAUGAUAUGAUAGUACUAAAUUUUGGAGGAACUAUGUACUUAAAAGUGUUUGAGGAAGAACAAAUUUUUCACGUUGUAGAGACGUACAACAUCAAUCCCUACAUGCUUAUUGAUGGGAACACUGGAAAAGCUGUCCUAAAAAACUUCGAAUAUGCUUCAGUUUUGAUAGACAUUAGCGAUGUGACGUCACUAAAGCAAUACCAUUUCGAUCAGAACCUAAUCCUCGGGGCAAAUAUCUCUAUAGAAGACUGUAUCGAUAUAUUUAAAGCUAUCGCCGUGAAUACUAGCGAUUUUGGAUAUUUAGAACAACUUGCUAAGCAUUUAGACUUAGUUGCCCACGUUUCCGUUAGAAAGAUUGGUUCGUUAGCUGGUAAUUUGAUGAUAAAGCACACGAUGCCAUCUUACCAAUCAGAUAUUUUCCUGAUUUUCGAGGCGGUAGGAGCGAUGAUCAAUAUACGCAAUUCCCACGGCGAAUCAAGCACAUUGAGUUUGCCCAAGUUUCUGAAAUUUGAUAUGAAUGAUAAAUUGAUUGUAAGCAUACAGGUACCGCCGCUUGGGUCUAAUCACAUUUUCAGGAGUUAUAAGAUAAUGCCAAGAAGUCAAAACGCAUUAGCAAUUGUGAAUGCGGCUUUCAAUUUGAAAUUUAACUUUAGCACCAACGUUAUAGAAAAAGCUACGAUAGUGUAUGGGAACAUAUCACCAGAUUUCAUCCACGCAACUAAAACAGAGAAAUAUUUAAGGAAUAAAAAUAUUUUUAACAAUCAAAUAUUGCAAGGCGCUAUAAAUGUGUUGAGUAAAGAAAUCAUUGCAAAGGACGAACCUCCUAAAGCAACACCAGAAAUGAGAAAGAAAUUGGCAAUUGGUUUGUUUUAUAAGUUCGUCCUCAGCAUUUGCCCAUCAAACAUCAUCUCCGCUAUAUACAAAUCAGGGGGUGUCCCGAAUCCUCGACCACUUUCCAGCGGACACCAAGAUUUUCAAACAGACUCCUCACUAUUUCCCUUAAAUCAACCUUUAGAUAAGCUUGAAGCUGUAAUACAGAGUUCGGGAGAAGCGCAAUAUGUGAAUGAUAUUCCGCCAUUACCAAAUCAAGUGUUUGCUGCAUUUGUUCUGUCGACAGUACACGGCGGUGAUGUGGACGUCGUUCAAAGAGAUAUUUUGAAAAUGGAGGGCGUCAUUGCUUUGUACACCGCUAAAGACAUCCCCGGCGUAAAUUCAUUCACAAUCCCGGGAUUCCAAUUGCAAACGGAAAAUGAGGAGAUAUUGGUGAAUACAAAUAUUAAAUAUUACGGACAACCCGUUGCCAUAGUCGUAGCCCGUACCCAAGAUUUAGCCGCUAGAGCUGCGAAUUUAGUCAAAGUUACUUACAAAAAUGUUCCAAAAACUCCUCCAGUGCUAACCAUAAACGAAGCGAAAAAGGAUAGUAAGAGAGUGUUAACUGGCGAUACGAUUAAUCCGAAGGGCAAAGGGACUGAUGUGAAGAAAGUGAUUAAGGGUGUCUUUGAAAUAAAGGCACAGUAUCAUUAUUACUUAGAGCCCUUAAGUUGUGUGGUGGUGCCCGUGGAUAAGGGCUUGGAAGUGUAUGAUACGACACAGUGGAUGGAUCUCACUCAAGCUUCCGUCGCAAGGAGUUUGAAUAUACAGGAAAGCAACGUGCUAGUGCGCGUGCGCCGCAUCGGCGGCGGGUUCGGCGGCAAGAUCAGCCGCAACGUGCAGGUGGCGUGCGCGGCCGCGCUCGUCGCCACGCGCCUCGACAAGCCGUGCCGCUUCAUACUGCCUCUGAGAACUAACCUCACUAUUGCGGGACGACGUUUGCCCUGUCAGUGCGAAUAUGAGGUCGGUGUGGACGAUGUUGGUAAAAUCCAAUAUCUAAAUGCAGUAAUAACAGAGGACGAUGGGUGUUCGCACAACGAGAAUUUACUGAGUUACACUGCGGGAGGGUUCCCUAACUGCUACAAUACUGAUUAUUUUAACUUGAAGACCUUUUCUGUGACCACGGAUACACCUUCUAACACGUUUGCUCGAGCCCCUGGCACAUUGGAAGGCAUAGCAUGUAUAGAAAAUAUAAUGGAGCAUAUAGCCACUGUCUUACAAAAAGACCCCACUGAUGUACGCUUAGCUAACAUGAGGACUGACGAUAACGACAUACCACAACUGAUGGAGAAUUUAAAGAAGAAAGCCAAUUACGAUCAACGUUUAAAAGACAUAAAUACCUUUAACAAAAACAACAGAUGGAUAAAAAAAGCUAUCAAAAUCAACGUAAUGUUGUUCCCGGUGAUUUACUUUGGUAACUACUCGGCCAUGGUGUCUAUAUACCGUGGCGAUGGUACCGUCACAGUCACUACUGGGGGAAUAGAAAUGGGUCAAGGAGUGAACACUAAAGCUGCUCAAGUAUGCGCGUACGAAUUAGGCAUUCCCGUUGAAAAAGUAGCAGUAAUACCAAGCUACUCAUUCGUGGCAGCCAAUAACAUAUUUUCGGGAUCAAGUAUAGUUAGCGAGAGUGUGUGCUACUCGAUCAUCAAAGCCUGCAGGACACUGACAGAGAGAUUGAAAGCUACAAAAGAAUCACUAACAAACCCAACUUGGUUGGAUGUGGUUAAAAAGGCUGCUGAAGACCAAAUAGAUUUGACUGCGACUUAUAUGAUGAAUGAUAAGGACCCAGAGUUGCAAGGUUAUAGCGCAUUCGCGGUCACGAUAUUAGAGGUUCAGCUGGAUUGUUUGACGGGACGCUUCGAGGUGGACCGAGUGGAUAUACUGGAGGACGUGGGAUUGAGUGCCAAUCCUAAAAUUGAUGCUGGACAGGUAGAAGGAGCGUACGUGCAAGGACUAAGCUACUACACGUACGAGAACUUCAUCUACAACGAGACGACCGGCGAGCUCCUCAACAACAGCGCUUUAGAUUACGAUUUGUUCUUAGCUAAGGACAUCCCAAUUAUAUUCAAUGUUUAUUUCAGAUAUAAUUCUAAGAAUCCUAAAGGCGUGUUGGGAUCUAAAGCUGUGGGUGAGAUGGGGAUAUGUUCCUCAAACGGCAUCCUGUACGCGUUACGGCAGUGCAUCAUGGAGUCGCGCAAGGACUCCGGGUACGAUCCGCACGAGUGGAUAGACAUCGAUAUUCCAAUGACAACAGAAUCCAUACUGAAGGCGUUGAACACUAAAACAAGCGAGUUUCUUUUAGAA
Molecule: messenger RNA, 3789 nt
Organism: Brenthis ino (lesser marbled fritillary)
Lineage: Eukaryota; Metazoa; Arthropoda; Insecta; Lepidoptera; Nymphalidae
Source: the annotation of a GenBank genome assembly